Molecule: messenger RNA, 2850 nt
Organism: Malurus melanocephalus (red-backed fairy wren)
Lineage: Eukaryota; Metazoa; Chordata; Aves; Passeriformes; Maluridae
Product: tubulin monoglycylase TTLL3-like
Exons: 9
Coding region: 1-2850 (949 amino acids)
Biological process (GO): cilium assembly; cilium movement; protein polyglycylation
Cellular component (GO): cilium
Molecular function (GO): protein-glycine ligase activity, initiating
Source: RefSeq, a predicted model, not a curated record
AUGGCCACCUGCACAUCWGGGCAGCUCAGGAAGGCCAAGCUGCAUGUGGAGAAGGCCAUUAAGGUGAGGGGUCUGAUUUCACACUGCCCUGAAAAGCCACACUUGUGGCUCCAGAGAGCAGAGGGAGCAAGGUGGGGCAGGCUGAGCUCCCUKCUCUCUCCACAGGAGAAGAAGAUCUUCACAGUGCUGGGCCCUUAUCCCAUCAUCCGCCGCCUGCUGCGGGCCCGGGGCUGGGUGGAAAGGAAAGGGCUCCCCAGCAAUGGCAGACAGCAGAAACAGCAGCUYGGUGACCAAAAGAAACGGCAGCUGCAGAAGAGAGCAAGUAAUGAGCAGGGGGAGGCASUGCUGAACUCACGUGGGGAGGCACAGCCUUCCCUGGGCACCAAAGAGCCYCUGCACCACCCACGGCCCCACAACACAGAGGACAAGGGGGAAGAGGAAGACAGAAAGGAAGACAAAGAGCAGUGCAAUGAGGACUCAGAUGACAUCCAUAACUUCAUGUCCUCCCUGGUGGAGGACCUGGUGCCAAACUUCCUCUGGACCCUCCGCCUGGGCGGCAUUGACCCGGAACUGCUGCAGAGGAUUGAGAUGGUGAACCACCAUCCCGGGGCACACGCCCUUAACACCAAGGAGGGGUUGUGCCAAAGCCUGAAAAACUCAUGUUGGUUUGAGCAAGUCGACCUCAACUCCUUUUUCCCCCGGUGCUACCGGCUGGGUAUCRUGGAGGAGCAGGAAGCCUUCAUCGAGGAUUUCCGCCUGACGGCAGCUCGCAGUCUGCUCAAACUGGCCCUGGAGAAGGUGGAGGACAGGGCAGUGGAGACAGAGCAGUCCCCAAAAUCUGAGAAGGGGCCAGCAGAGCCAGGCUSCCCCCUGUACCCCCAGCUGGUGGAGGACGCCCUGAAGGUCUGUGAGCAGCACUUAGGCGUCCUGGGGCACCAGGACAUCGACAGGAAGACCCCGUCGCCCUGCAAGACAUGCAUCGCCUGGGAUCGCUUCCUGCAUGAAUACUACCGUGUGGCACAUGAGGGAGCCAGGCUGGCGCUGAGCGGGGAGCAGCGGAAGCAGUGCCAGCAUCUGCUGGAGCGCCUGGGGGAGCAGCUGCCGCAGCUCGCCAUAGAGGGCACCCUCAACGUCUGGAUCCUCAAACCCAGCGCCAAAUCCCGCGGCAGGGGCAUCGUCUGCGCGACGCGGCUGGAGAAGGUGCUGGAGCUGGCGCGGAGCUACACGGACCCCUCGGUGGGGCUGUGCGAGUGGGUGGUACAGAAGUACGUGGAGCAGCCGCUCACCAUCUUCGACACCAAAUUCGACAUCCGGCAAUGGUUCGUGGUGACCGACUGGAAUCCACUGACCGCCUGGUUCUACCGAGACAGCUACCUGCGYUUCUGCUCCCGGCCCUUCUCUCUGCGCAGCCUGGAACCUGCCAGGCACCUCUGCAACGUCUCCAUCCAGAAGCGGUACAAGGCAGCCCCGCUGGACCCCCGUGUGCCCCCCGACAGGAUCUGGUCCCACAAGCAGUUCCAGGCACACUUGGCACGGCUGGGGCGGGCGGAUGCUUGGCACCGGGUGCUGGUGCCCGGCAUGAAGGCGGCGAUCAUGGACACCCUGCGCUGCACCCAGCACCAGGUGAGCUCCCGCAAGGGCUGCUUCGAGCUCUUCGGGGCAGACUUUCUCAUCGCGGAGGACUGCCAGCCCUGGCUGCUGGAGAUCAACUCCUGCCCCACCAUGAGCCCCUGCUCGGCGGUGACCCGCCGGCUGUGCGCCAACGUCCAGCGGGACACGCUGCGCCUCGUGCUCGACCGCAAGGACGACCCUACCUGUUCCAUCGGUGCCUUYGAGCUCCUCUACAAGGAGGCAKCCGUGCCCACACUUCUGCCUGUGAAGCUGAAUCUGAUGGUCGAAGGCUGUUCCGUGAAGAAGCCCUGGCUUCCAAAGCAUCGAUCGCAGGACAGAGUCCCCACCACUGUACCCAGUGCUCCCCUGCUCCCAAGGGACAGAGCAAUCAUGGUCCCCUGGUCCAGAGCAGCACAGGAAACGCUCUUUCCUCUGGGGCCACAGAGCAGCUGCUGCGCACCCAGGUCUGACCCUCCAGCACUGCUGCAGCCCCCCGACCGCUCUGCUGGGAGCCAGGAGCUGCCAUGGCUUCUUCACAGGGUUGGGCAGCCCGAGGAAGCUCAGCCUCAGGAUGCUCAGCUCCUGAUCAGCGGCUGUCCCGUGCAUAGAAUGCCGGGACCGCCCGCCCGAGGAGCCCCCAGGAGUCCCUGGCGACCCCGAGGCUGCUCUGCUGCAGAGCAGGAGCUGCCWUGGCUCYUUCACCUGGCGSUGAAGGCCGAGGAAGCUCAACCCCAGGCAGCUGUGCCCCCGUGCUCUAGCUAUCCUCUGGAUCAUGGGCCUGUGCCACCGCCCCGCGGAGCUGCCAGGAGUCCCCGGCCACCUCCGCGCUGUUCUGCCGGGAGCCUGGAGCUGCCAUGGCUUCUUCACCUGCUUAGACAAGCCGAGGAUGCUCAGCUUCAGCAAACUUACAUCCAGGAAGCUCAGCCCAAGGCAACUCGGCCCCCCCUCACUAGCCGUCCCCCGGACAGGUUGCCGCCGCUCCAGGGAGAGCACAGGAGCACCAGGCGACGCUCGGGCUGUUCCGUCGGGAGCCAGGGAUUGCCGCAGCUCACUGAGCCGGGCAGGCAGAUCCCGGCUGCUCGGUCCUACUCAGUUCUGCCCCCCAUCAGUCCCCGUCCCCCGGUGAGGGGGACUGUGCCACCACUCCGCAGAGCCCCCGGCAGCCUCUGGCGAUCCCUGGGCUAUGCAUCGGCUCCCGCAAGGCUUUCUGACCGGCCAGCGCGCCUGCCUCCACUGUAA